GACCCAAGGUUCAUGGAGAUUUCGGAUCAAGAGCUGGAAUGGGCACUGGAGAUCAAGCGCACCGUGGAAGCCACUCCCGAUCUCGACAAUCUGAAUGACAUGAUGUAUGCUCAUCUGGCCAUUUACUCCAAGGGAAACGUGGAACGGGCAAUGGAUCGGGUAAUGAAGAUGCAGGCUCUCAAGGAGGAAUACGGAAUUCUCGACACAGUGGAGCAAGCCAGACAAACUCUUGGAACUGUUCUGGGAGAUUACUUUCCAGGAGUACUCUUACACUUUGGUUUCGACCAAGAAAUGGAAACUUCUUUGAUUGUCUAUGACUUUUCCAGGACCGACAAACAAAUUUUCAAGUGUCCAAAUAGAGUCAGUACUGUUAUACAAGCUGCAUACUAUGUCAGCCAUGCAAAGUUCUCCAAUCUACAAAUUGUCCGAAAAGGCAAUGUUCAUAUUAUGGAGUGUUCUGGAUAUAGCUGGUCCCUGAACAUGUUUGAUCUCAAGAUUACAAAAAGGUUAUUGACAGAAGUCCAUGGCUCUUACCCCUCCACUUUCUACCAGUUAUUCAUGUAUCAUACUCCAAUGGCAUUUAAUCUUUUGGUGUCAAUGAUGAAGCGAUCCCUUCCAGAAAACCUCAAAUUCAAGUUCCAAGUCGGAUGCACUUUUGCUGGACGUCUCAAUGGAUUCUACGCUAUUCCAACACCGGAAGCUGCGACACAGCGAGCUCUGAAUAGUUUAUGUGAAGCUCUCCAGAUCCGAUAUGAAAAUGAAAGGACAUUCUCACUGGGAUGAUCAUGGUGCAUUUCCAUGGAAACAUGAAUCAACCAAAGGAUCGAACCUUCAUGGAAUCACCAGUCUUUCGUGCAAGAUCAUGCUGGCUGCUCUCUUCCAUCCCUUCACUCAUAGAAGACGCAAUCUGCACUUAAGUUGGUUUGGUGAGCCUGAUGAAGAGAUACCGUCGUUGGAGGCCGUGGAUUCUCAAUGGUGGCUGUACCAGGUUCGUGGCCCACUCACAUCGCUGGGCAGAUCGCACCACCACCACCAUCAUUGCCAGCAGAGGAGUUGCAGAUUCCUUUCCGCUGCCGGCAGCUUCGCGGCUAAUACCUGGCUAUUGCUAUCAGGUUACUCUCGAUUCUGCCCUCUUUCAAAGGGCGGACUAUGUAUGUAUGCAAUGCUACGGUAGGUCAAAGAGGUGUAUAUAUUGCUCAAUUAAUUGCUGUCGUCGCCUUUGUCGUCGUUGUAAUUGUCCUCCUCAGAUUCGC
Molecule: messenger RNA, 1253 nt
Organism: Seminavis robusta
Lineage: Eukaryota; Bacillariophyta; Bacillariophyceae; Naviculales; Naviculaceae
Source: the annotation of a GenBank genome assembly